UCAUGACCGUCACAGAGAAACAAAGCCAGACAGUACGAGAGGAGGGAACACAUAAGGGAUUACCAUGGUGGCAAUCACACAGUUACAAAAGAUUGGUAUUGGUCUGAUUGGAUUUGGUUCAUUUUUCCUACUCUUUGGUGUGCUGUUGUACUUUGACUCUGUUUUGCUGGCCUUCGGGAAUAUCUUGUUUCUGAGUGGUUUGACAUUCAUUAUUGGCCUCAGGAGGACAGCUCACUUCUUUUUCCAAAGGCAUAAGUUUCGAGGUUCUUUCUUCUUCCUGGGAGGUGUGUCUCUGGUGCUGUGCCGAUGGCCAAUCAUUGGAAUUCUGGUGGAGAGUUACGGCUUUGUGCUCUUAUUCAGGUCCUUCUUCCCCAUGGCCUUAGGAUUUGUGCUGUCAGCUGUGAAUAGCCCUUUCCUCAGUGCAUUUUUCCCCAGCAGCUCUUCCAUGGUCUAAGCAGAAGAACAUCUUGUUGCAGUGAUGGAAAGCUGGAUGCCCUUUAAGUAACAGUGUUAAUUAAAUAGUGGGUAGACAGAAGGGAGAACUGAUUAGUAUCUCAACUGUUGUCAUUUAUUUUGCUAAUGUACUGUACUAUGUGCGAUUUGGGUUACAAUUAAUGACCCAGUAGUAGUACUGCUUAAAAGAUACUCCUACCUGGUAGCUCACCUGGCAGAGCUGCCACCCCAUGUACCAAAUCUGAGUCCUUACUGCAGCA
Morone saxatilis (striped sea-bass) is the source of this 713-nucleotide messenger RNA. RefSeq names its product golgi transport 1A (gene golt1a). Gene Ontology annotation, biological process: endoplasmic reticulum to Golgi vesicle-mediated transport; retrograde transport, endosome to Golgi. Gene Ontology annotation, cellular component: membrane; endoplasmic reticulum. NCBI's taxonomy places the organism in Eukaryota, Metazoa, Chordata, Actinopteri, Moronidae. The record is from RefSeq and is a predicted model, not a curated record. The transcript has 5 exons. The coding region runs from base 65 to 454 and encodes 129 amino acids.